Messenger RNA from Talaromyces stipitatus ATCC 10500, 861 nucleotides. RefSeq names its product G-patch domain protein, putative. NCBI's taxonomy places the organism in Eukaryota, Fungi, Ascomycota, Eurotiomycetes, Eurotiales, Trichocomaceae. The transcript is spliced from 2 exons. The record is from RefSeq and is a predicted model, not a curated record. Bases 1 to 861 code for a protein of 286 amino acids. Gene Ontology annotation, molecular function: nucleic acid binding.
AUGGCGCAGCCAAAUUACGAUGAUGAGGACUACUUUGUACCGCUUGAAGACCAACGCAUAUUCGGAGCGGGAAUAAAAAGAAAGCGUGUCCCUUUCGUUCGAGCAUCUGACGAUCUCCAUGCGACAACAACGACUGCUCCUUUGAAUAAUAAAUCAGCACGCAGUGUUGCAGACAUAUAUUCGGCAAUUGUGCUGUCUAAGAAGCACAAAAAGGAUACAAAUAAUGAGAAUAUACAGGAAAAGACUCCUGUAGCAGAGUCGGAGGACGAUGUUCCCACUGCGCCCAUUGCGACGACAUCGAAGACUACGAUCAACAGUCAACAAACAACUGAAACACAGCAAGACACUCUCACAAUCGCUAAGGGGUAUAUGUGCGAAAUAUGCAAUCUGCCAGUUACACAAACGACAGAGAACAAUAAUGACUCCGAUGCAGUUGAGGCGACAAGCAUAAAACCCCACGAAGCUUCAAUGGUCCACCAAAUCUGUCUUCAACACUCCCAUCCACCAUCCCAUCUCGACCGUACCCGCCACGGCCUCCGAUAUCUCACAUCCUACGGCUGGGAUCCCGAUAGUCGUACCGGACUAGGCGUAGAAGGUCGAACCGGUAUCCUCCAACCUAUCAAACCCAAAGCGAAAGCAAACACUUCCGGCUUGGGGCUCACGGCCGAAGACGAAAACGCUAUCGCAACAAGGAAUAAUUUACGAAAACAGCAACAGGAACAGCGGCAGAGACUUAAUGCAAAACAGGUUCGCCAGGGCCAGUUGGUGGAUAAGAAGAAAGGGGAGAAGUUACGGGAGUUGUUUUAUGCUAGUGAUGAUAUUCAGCGAUAUUUGGGUGAACAGUCUUCAGGUUUCCUAUAG